AUGCAAAUCUUGGUCACACGAAAAGAUGGCGGAAAUCUACUGACUGCGGGCGAUCUCGAUGAGAUCUAUGAAGUGCAGAAGUUUAUCUCUGAGAACGUCACAGCCUCAGAUGGCAUAAAAGAGUUCCACUAUAGUGACGUCUGUGGCGUUUAUUGCGAUGACAGCAACGGCGCUGUUAUUGCGGUCUUGCAGACUGCUAUCGCCGCCUCCGAUGGAUUGUCCUCAACGAGGCUUGACCUACCCGAACGCUGA
Cooperia oncophora is the source of this 252-nucleotide messenger RNA. NCBI's taxonomy places the organism in Eukaryota, Metazoa, Nematoda, Chromadorea, Rhabditida, Trichostrongylidae. The record is from the annotation of a GenBank genome assembly.